Peronospora matthiolae is the source of this 153-nucleotide messenger RNA. The record is from the annotation of a GenBank genome assembly. NCBI's taxonomy places the organism in Eukaryota, Oomycota, Peronosporomycetes, Peronosporales, Peronosporaceae.
AUGUUCGACCAAAUCAAGCACGUGAUCGCCCGCCCCAUGACCGACAAGAUGCCGCUGGAGCAGCGGUUCAACUCCACCCCAUCGACACCGUUCAAGGUGGGAACCACGGAUCCGGCUACGGCCUUUGAGCGAUCUGGCUGGGUGUACAUUUAA